GGCAUUCCAAUCAGAGUGCCCCCUUACAUCAGGUUUCUGCAUCAGAGUGCCCCCAUACAUCAGGUUUCCAUCACCAGAGUGCCCCCUUACAUCAGGUAUCCCCAUCAGAGUGCCCCCUUACAUCAGGUUUCUGCAUCAGAGUGCCCCCUUACAUCAGGCAUUUCCAUCAGAGUGCCCCCAUACAUCAGGCAUUUCCAUCAGAGUGCCCCCUUACAUUGGGCAUUCCAAUCAGAGUGCCCCCAUACAUCCAGCAUUUCCAUCAGAGUGCCCCCUUACAUUGGGCAUUCCAAUCUGAGUGCCCCCUUACAUUGGGUAUUCCAAUCUGAGUGCCCCCCUUAUAUAUUGGGCAUUCCAAUCUGAGUGCCCCCAUACAUCAAGCAUUUUUAUCAGCGUGCCCCCUUACUUUGAGCAUUCCAAUCAGAGUGCCCCCAUACAUCAGGCAUUUCCAUCAGAAUGUCCCCUUACUUU
This is a messenger RNA of Staurois parvus, 468 nucleotides long. The record is from the annotation of a GenBank genome assembly. NCBI's taxonomy places the organism in Eukaryota, Metazoa, Chordata, Amphibia, Anura, Ranidae.